GAAGCGGGGCGGGGCCGGAAGGUGACCGGCAUCAUGGCGGGCACGCCGCCGCUGCGGGACCGCCUGAAUUUCCUGCACCGGCUCCCGACUCUCCUGAAGGGAACAUCGGAUGAUGACGUCCCGUGUCCAGGCUACUUGUUUGAGGAGAUUGCCAAAAUCUCCCACGAGUCCCUGGGCAGCAGCCAGUGCCUCCUUGAGUAUCUUCUGAACCGUCUGCACAGCGGCUCUGGCCGUGUGAAGCUCAAGGUGCUGAAGAUCAUGCUCCACCUGUGUGGUCAUGGCUCCCCGUCCUUCCUGCUCAUCCUCAAGCGGAACCCCACCUUCAUCCAGGAAGCCGCAGUUUUCGCAGGGCCCCCGGAUCCUCUCCAUGGGAACAGCUUGUACCAGAAGGUGCGGGCAGCCGCCCAGGACUUGGGGACUGCCUUGUUCUCUGACACUGUGUCACCUCUGCCGCCCUCCCAGCCUCCCAGGGCCUUGCCUCCAGCAGGCAUGGGCUCCCAGUCCAGGCCCCAGAGUGCCCUCCAGGGCUUCGGCUACAGCAAGGAACGGGGCCACACAGGCUUUGCGAGUGAAGCCCUCCUCUCCACCAUCCAGAGGGCCGCAGAGGUGGUGGCCAAUGCUGUGCGCCCUGAGCCUGAGAGCCCCAGUACCCAGAGGCCCCCACCUCGGGGUGACGCCUACCAGCCUGCCGUGACGCCUUCAGCCAGCCAUGGCCACCCGACUCCUGGGCACCCACUCCCCAGAGCCAUUCUGGGUGCCCGAGCCACGAGACACCACCCUGGGCAGGCUGGAGGGGGCUGGGAUGAGCCGGACAGCCGCCCCAGCUCUCAGAAUUCUUCCCAGGAGAAUGGCAACCUGAGCAAGGUCUCGGACUCGGGUAGUCGGUCAGGCAGUGACAGCCCCUCUAGGGCCAGCUGGGCCCCCAGCGACAUGGCGGAAAGGGUCGAGGCCAUGACCCUGAGUGACUGCCAGCAGGAGUGGAGCCUGGUCCGGACUGUGAUACAGGGGUCACGUGCCUUCCUGAGCCGAGAGGAGGCUCAGCACUUCGUCAAAGAGUGUGGACUGCUCAACUGCGAGGCUGUGCUGGAGCUGCUGAUUCGCCACCUGGGCGGGACCAGUGAGUGCGUGCAGAUGAGAGCCCUGGGUGCCAUUGCUUCCCUCGGGUGCACUGACCUGCUCUCCCAGGAGCACAUCCUGCUCCUCACCCGGCCAUGGCUGCAGGAGCUCAGCGCAGGCAGCCCUGGACCUGUGACCAACAAGGCCACCAAGAUCCUGAGGCACUUGGAAGCCUCCUGCCGACAGCAGCCCCCUGCCUGGAGGCCCCCGGCCAAUCCUGGCCCUGCAGCUGCCCACGUGGGCCCGUCCGACCUGCUGACUGACGUUGUGCCUUUCACUGGGGGCCAGGCAUUCCUGCAGCCUGUGAGCUCAGCCCUGUUCUCGCCCAAAGGCCCUGCGCACCCCCCUCCCCUGGAUGGCUCCUUACUCCCAGUGCCCAGGGACAACAGGGAGGCCAAGACCAGACUGGCAGGUUCGAGAGAGCAGGGGCCCAGAUCUGAGUGGGGCCCUUCAGGCACAGAUACCACAAAAGGAGUGCCAGAGCUCGGCCCAGGCCCCAGCGGCUGCCCAUGGAGCCCAUUGGCCAGCGGUGGACACAACUCCUUGUUUGCUGGCAUGGAGCUGGUGGCCUGUCCCCGCCUGGUGGGGGCUGGGACUGCUACAGAGGAGCCCCUCUCAGCCACCGGGGUCCCCUGGACGUUGUCACAGAGAGUAGCAGCAAAAGAGCCUCCUGGCUCAGAGCCAUCAGCUUUUGCAUUCUUAAACUCAUGACCACGUCCACUGAGCCUCGUGCAGAGUCUCUGUGUCCCUGGCCCAUGACUCCCAGGACCCCGUAACUUCGUGCUGUCUCCUCUGCCCACAGCCUCUCACGUCCCACCAAAGAGUGGUUCCCCUCCGGUGUCUGUGGUUGGCCUCGAUCUCCCUCUGGCCUCUUGCCCUCACCCACUGAGGACUUGGUGCGGGCAACCGCCCUUCCAGGCCAGCUCGCAGUAGAUGAUAACCAAUCUACUGAUGAGAACAGCCACUGAUAAACCCUGGGUGAUGCUGCAGGAGUCCAGGAAUUAGCCAGAACCAGCACAGCGCUGUGGAAGGGAGUGGUCUUUGCCCACAGGGGUCAGCUCCCACCUCCUCGAGGCCAGUUCCCCAUUUUCCUGCUGGAGGAGGCAGAACACACACACACACAGCCCCUUUUCGUAGGCGUGGUGGCCAGGGGAAUAGUGCAUCUGAGCAAGUCCCCCACAGGACUUGCAGGACAGGUGCAGAGCUGCGCUGGUUUCUAGGCAGAAUGAGGAGCUGAGCUGCUGGAUAAGACUGGCAGCUGGUGGGCCUGGCUGCCGGGUCUCCUUCCUCACAGCCAUCUGGUCAGACAGGCUGAGCACACGUCCAUUAGGUCCCAUUUGCAAACACCAUCAGGCCCCCUCUGCCUGGCUAAAGGGAUGGGAGGGGAAGCAGUGUGCAGAGGGCGCAAUAUGGCCUGCCUGGAGGGGACAAGACAGGAGGCCUCACGACCCAUAGAGCUGUCCUGAGUUCCCGGGCUCCUCACAGGCACAGCAGAGCAGGGCACCCAGCUCCUCCAAGGGGGACAGGUCAGGAGAUGAAGAGGGCCCGUCUGCAGACCGAGCCCCAGCCACGGCUCUCGGCCAACCCUGAGAGGAGGACCCCAGGGCUACCAUAGUUUCCCCCCAUCUCUUUUGCCAGAGACUGGCUAGGUGGACUUGAAUUAUUAACAGCAGUGGGCAGGCAGGCAGCAGGGCCUCAGAAAUGCUGACCUUGGGGUCCUCUGGGGAAACACCUGCCUGCCUUGCCCUCAGAAAUAAGGUUUUUUGUGUGGAUUUGGAACCACUGGUUGGGUCUUUCUUUGGUUUUGAGCUCAGAUUGCUCCCUCUGCACAGGGGUCAUAAGUAGCCACGCACCUUCCCAUCCAUCAGAGUGGGGCCGUGCUGCCAGCCUGGCGCUGUUUCCAGUGUCAGAUCCCUGUGUGACCCUGCUCUGCUCCCUGUGCCGUGACUGCUUCCUGCAGACUGCACGGCCUCCAAGCGAAGGCUCUUGUCCCUGAGAACUGCAGAAGGUGCAGCGUUCAGCUUCCUGAAUAAACACUGUUGUUCGUACCAGC
Diceros bicornis minor is the source of this 3169-nucleotide messenger RNA. It is a transcript of the gene TEPSIN, whose product is annotated as TEPSIN adaptor related protein complex 4 accessory protein. The coding region runs from base 34 to 1827 and encodes 597 amino acids. Gene Ontology annotation, cellular component: trans-Golgi network membrane. Lineage: Eukaryota; Metazoa; Chordata; Mammalia; Perissodactyla; Rhinocerotidae. The record is from RefSeq and is a predicted model, not a curated record. The transcript has 13 exons.